GGGAUGAAGUCAGGGGUGGUGAAGUGGCUGAAGCAGAGAUAGGGGGGGCAGUCGUAGGUGAGACCCGAAGAGGGGACUCUACAGGUGGUAAUGCAGGCAUGGCCACGGAUGCCAUGGAGGAACGCACCGAGACCAAGGGCGACACAACAGAUGCGGUGGUCACGGAUGCCAUGGAGGAACACACCGAGACCAAGGUCGACAUAACGGGUGCGGUGGCCACGGAUGCCAUGGAGGAACACACCAAGACCAAGGGUGACACAGCAGCUGCGGGUCGAGUUGCUCCCGCGGAAUCAAUCGUAGAAGCAACCAAGGCCGAUGAGGAAGAGGCUGUGAACCGAAAAGGGGCAGCCAGGGUCACAAACGGCAUGGAAGGGGUUACUAAGACUGAUGAGGACGCAGGUGCGACAGACGCAG
This is a messenger RNA of Chara braunii, 414 nucleotides long. The record is from the annotation of a GenBank genome assembly. Lineage: Eukaryota; Viridiplantae; Streptophyta; Charophyceae; Charales; Characeae.